GAUGACAAUGACAGUGACAUUUGUAAGGAGAAGUGUAAAUAAUCCAAAUAAAAAGUAAAUAACGUUAUUUGUAAAUAAAAAUGUCUACAGAACGUAAAAAUUCAAGCAGUAAUCAAAACAAUACUCUUCCUUUAGACCCCAUCUCUCUACAGAAUCAAUUACUCGUUGCUAGAAAAGAAAUAAAUAAUUUAAGGCAACAACUUAAUACUCUUAAUCAUGUUCACCGAAAAGAGCUCGAUUACAUCAAUAAGAAAUUGUCAGAAUGGCAGUGUCUCUCGUGUAAAAAGAAUCAGUGUAGUUCACCGCAACCUGCACCGAAUUUAGAACAAGAUUUCACAGCCAGCUACAUAGGCAAAAUAAGUACUAAAUUUCCAGAGAAAAGAGGCACUCCAAGACAACCUGGUAUAUGCAAAGAUAUGACAGCUAAACUAGUACUUGAUAAUAAUGUUUUUACAAAUCCGGAACAUGCUUUAGAGGGGUUACAAGAGUACUCCCACAUGUGGAUCUUAUUUCACUUUCACAAGAAUGAUGGCACACACGCAAAAGCAAAAGUAUCUCCUCCCAGAUUGAAUGGUAUUAGAACUGGUGUAUUUGCUACGAGAUCUCCUCAUAGGCCUGCUCCUAUAGGAUUGUCGUUAGUUAAGAUUGAUAGAAUAAUGGAUAAUACUAUCUAUUUUAGUGGUGUAGAUAUGGUUAAUGAAACCCCUGUGUUAGAUAUUAAACCGUACAUUCCCCAGUAUGACAACCCAAUAUAUUUGAGCAACACAAAUGACAGUAACAGUAAUAGUACUGCUGAUCCUGGAGCUAGUACGUCAAGAAUCUCUAGACCAACUUCACCAGACGAGGUAGAUUCUGGUAGCCAUAGAAGCACCCAAAUUAUAAAUAAUGAGCGCACCAUGGAUGGCCAGGAAAACGAAAGAAGAGAUCAAAUAGUGGGUGCUCCUGGUACAAACAAUGACCAUUCCAGAUCAGAGGAAGCACUGUAUGCUCGGUCAAAUUCAAGAAUAGGUGAACGUGAAGCUCCCGAUGGAGAAGAAGAAGAAUCUCCUAGAAUCACACAACCCCCAGUAGCAUUGCCUACAGCAACUACUCCAGAAGGGCAUAUUAGAGUGCCAGCUUGGAUUGAUCAACCAUUAGUUCCUAGAUUGACUGUUGUAUUUAAAGAUAGAGCUUUAGCGCAGCUUUUACAGCUUGGACAAGAGGGAGUGGAGAAGAAACUAACAAUCACCAAUGUACUUAGAGAAGAUCCUCGAUCAGUUUACUUGAGAGAAAGAUGGGGCAGUUAUUGUUACGUGUUUAAAAUAGCGGACGUCCAUGUUUCCUGUAAAUUUAAUGACAAUACCCAAAUUGUCACAGUUUAUCAAAUUUUCCAAAAUAAUCACAUGCCAGGUACUCAAGUACCGCAAGGUACUGAAGAGUAAGAGAGAAAAUUGUAAUACGAGUUAACAAGAAAAGAAUUUUUUUACAAUGUGGAAGGAGUCAGGAAUGUUAUUUAUCACAGACAUUUAGCCAUUAGAUUUUAUAGGAAAAUAAUGCAGUAGAGCCAUUCAUUAUUGAACCUAACUUAUUUAGUAUCUCUAGUAGAAUCCAAUAGUAGAAAAUAUUCUUCUCCUAGUGAUUCUGAGCGGUAUCAGAAUUUGAUCCCUAUUUCAUCAACCGUUCAUAAUAGAUUAGAUAUUGUAUAAGAAAUGCGUUAUUAGUGAUAUAGAUUUAUCCUUUGACUCAAUAUUUGUAGAAUGUAAGUAAUUUAUUUUAACACUUCCACUGAAGUGUAAACUAUAUGAACUGAUGAAUUAUAAUUAAAUAUAGAAUUUACAAUAA
Messenger RNA from Diabrotica virgifera virgifera (western corn rootworm), 1821 nucleotides. RefSeq names its product tRNA (adenine(37)-N6)-methyltransferase. The record is from RefSeq and is a predicted model, not a curated record. NCBI's taxonomy places the organism in Eukaryota, Metazoa, Arthropoda, Insecta, Coleoptera, Chrysomelidae. Bases 81 to 1421 code for a protein of 446 amino acids. The transcript has 5 exons.